This is a messenger RNA of Tuber aestivum (summer truffle), 2073 nucleotides long. The record is from the annotation of a GenBank genome assembly. NCBI's taxonomy places the organism in Eukaryota, Fungi, Ascomycota, Pezizomycetes, Pezizales, Tuberaceae.
AUGGCCCCCCAUUCCCCUUCGUCAAAUCAAUUUAUGGAUACGCGCUCGGAGCCUGGACUUUCCGAUGUGCCGAGCACCCCGAUAGCCACGGACAGCCCCGGUCUCCCCCCCUUUUCCCCCACUUUCCGGAGGACCCCACAUGAGACUUUCCAAACCGCUGCGCAGCCCCCGGCCCCAGGUUUCCCCUCCAUAUCGGAGUCUGGUUUCGGCCAUGGAAAGCUGGCUCCGCUUGCCCCCAAGAAUCCUGUGCGAGAGGCUUUAGAUGCCGGUAGCGACGAUCGUAUGGACUUGGACUUUGAGGAGCCUAUCGCCAAGGUCUACAAACCAAAUGGUGCCAAGCCAGGUGGAGCACCAAGUAUCAAUACCACUGCCAAUCUGGGAGCAAAGGACCGGGGUCCCGAAGCCACUAUUACUAUUCGUAACAAUAGAUCAAUGGAGAGGAAACGGAGGAUAAGUGAGAUCGAUAAGUUGAUUGAAGAACUAACUUCGGAGAAGGAUAAGCUGGUAUACGAAGAACAGGUCGAAUUUGGUAGAAACAAUUACCCUACUCAAUCCCAGAAGGCACCGCAGGACUCCCAGGCCGCUGUUUCAGGACCUAACGGGCCCAGCUCUGAGAGAAUUGCCUUGGGAAGGAUCGAGCGAAACGACCCAGACCAUGACAUGCACGGGGACAAUGAACCGGGUGCUCUAGCCGAUUCUGAGAGGUCAAGCGCCAGCCAUGCCCUUCAAGGGUAUAUCCAGCAGGAAACUGCUCAGGAUCCAUGGCCAGGGAGGUGGCUCGACCCCAGCAUCGAGUCCCACAGCCCGGAUACGGUGGAUAAGGACCGCGCCGGUGCACUUUCUCCCCAGGGGACCAUGACAGUUUCCUCACCGACAGGGACCACUGCAGCCACAGAGGUAUCACAACAGCCGCAUCCGGCCAGAGGUCGGCUCAGGCCCUCGCCGCCCUUGGCCGUGGGAUUGCGAGCUCAACGUGGGGCGAUACCUAAUAAGCAAACAGGCUCCAAGUACGCCGGGAAUGCCGCUCAGUUGAGGCUUGGCCCUGGACCCAGUUCGGGAUUGCAAAAAGGCCCUGCAACCUGUCUUGUCUGUGCAAAGACAUUUCACAGGCCAAGCGAGUUAAAGUAAGAGCACUGCCAUAAUAAUAAUUAACAGUAACGGGGGGGGCUAUAGUCUAUGCGUAUAUAGGGAUUAUACCCGGAUGACCCCGCCCGGUUAUCCGGGGGACCGCCCCAGCGCAGUAAGGCAAUACUAACGAGUUUUCCUAGGAAACACAUGAAACGUCACUCACGCCCGUUUGCCUGUACCUUCCGGGGGUGUGGGAAAUCGUUUGGCUCGAAGAACGAUUGGAAACGUCACGAGAACAGCCAGCACUUUCAACUGGAAUUGUGGAAAUGCGGGGUCAUCGCACCCAAGUCCACCAGCCUCUGUGGUAAACUUUCGUUCCGGAGAGAGUCUCAUAUCACGCACUUGAAGAAUGCACACAACAUUGUUGAUAAGCAAGAGAUUCAAAAAUGGACCAACGAGGCACACAUUGGCCGUAACAACUUCAAGACAUUCUGGUGCGGAUUCUGCUCCAAGGAGAGGGAUGGGUUGAUGAUAAAGGGCUGUGUUGUGCAGUUAAAGAAGAAGGGACUGGAUGGCUGGGACGAGCGGUUCGACCACCUGGGGAAGCAUUUUGAGGAGGGGAACCAUAUCAAGGAUUACACGUUUCAUGAAGACGAUGUGUUUGGGGACCUGCAGUCUACAGAGGAUGAUGACGACGAUGACGACGAGGCAGACGGUGUCGGGGAGGGGGACGAUGACACGAGCGAGGAGCCGCCCAUCAUCGAAUCCACGGCGCCGCCUGAAGAGAAGGCGGAGAAGUUACAGCCCUCCCAAUUCACCACCAUUCAAAAGGAUGAGAAAGGCAACAAGAGAGGGAAGAUAUGGUACUGCGUAAGUUAUGAAGAAAAAGAUCAACCCACAACGCGCUCACCUCCGCAAACUUCUGACGUUUUACCUUUUGAUUACUAUAGUGCAAACACAAUGUGGGGCGGUGUUCCGACCCUGGCCCGUAUACCGUGGGCCUAA